Molecule: messenger RNA, 1385 nt
Organism: Hemibagrus wyckioides
Lineage: Eukaryota; Metazoa; Chordata; Actinopteri; Siluriformes; Bagridae
Gene: pex12
Product: peroxisomal biogenesis factor 12
Exons: 3
Coding region: 210-1262 (350 amino acids)
Biological process (GO): protein monoubiquitination; protein import into peroxisome matrix
Cellular component (GO): peroxisomal importomer complex; peroxisomal membrane
Molecular function (GO): zinc ion binding; protein binding; ubiquitin-protein transferase activity
Source: RefSeq, a predicted model, not a curated record
ACACGGAGCGAUUAUGAUGUAGCACAAGGAAUAGACAUGUUUAUAUUAGUACGUUGCCAUAUUGUUAGACUUUAAGUGCUGCAUUUUAAAGUGUGGAAUUGCUUAAAAAUAUAGAUCAUGCGAUUGCUGGUUCUACUCGAAACACUGAUAUUAUUUGAUCCGUUUGCUUGCUGAUGAAAGUAUAAUUAUAUAGUGUUAAAGCCACCACGAUGGCGGAACGAGGAGCACAUCUGACCACAGCAGUAGCAGGUGAAGGAAGGCCCUCGAUCUUUGAAGUUUUAGCUCAGGACUCUUUGAUGAGUGCUGUUAAACCUGCACUUCAGCACGCUGUUAAAAUCCUGGCUGAAUCCAACCCUGCUCGUUAUGGCAUCCUCUGGAGGAAAUUUGAUGAGAUCUACGCCAUCCUUGACCUCCUGCUGCAGCACCACUUCCUGCUACGCACAAGCGCCUCCUUUUCUGAGAACUUCUACGGGUUAAAGCGUGCCGGCCCGGACGACAGCAGACUGGCGCAUCAUGGCCUAGGCCGCAGGAGACACGUGCGCUCUCUGCUUCUCCUCGUGCUCCUCCCGUACCUCCGAACCAAACUGGAGAAAGUGCUUGCUCGUCAGAGAGACGAGGACGACUUCUCGAUACGGAUGCCCCAGAGUCUUGCUCAGAAGAUGUACAGAGCCUUCCUGGCUGCCUAUCCUUAUGUUUGUAUGGCAUGGGACGGCUGGAGUUUUUGUCAUCAGUUGCUGUACAUUUUUGGCAAGACACGUACCCAUUCGCCCCUGCUAUGGCUGGCGGGAGUCAAGUUGUCCCAUCUGACUGCUCAGGACAUUCGCAACUUAGAUCUCCAGCCAGCGGGGCGAGUACUGAGCUCCAGCCAAAGCUUUGGAGGACGGCUGCAGAGCGUUUUUUCCACAGUGCUUGGCAGCGUAGCCGUAUCCCUCUCCACCAGUCUGUCUUUAGGUGUGUUUUUCCUGCAGUUCUUGGAGUGGUGGUACUCUUCAGAGAACCAGACCACUAUGAAGUCCCUCACCUCUCUCCCUACACCUCCACCUCCUCUUCACCUGGAGGACCAGGAUGCUGCGCUGGCGCUCAUUAAAGUGUGUCCGCUUUGCAGGAAAGUGCGCAGUAACGACACAGCCCUGGCCUCAUCUGGCUACGUUUUCUGUUACCGCUGCAUUUACACGUACGUCAGGGCUAACCACAGGUGUCCACUAACAGGCUACCCAUCUGAACUACAGCACUUAAUUAAGAUCUAUUCUCCAGAUGCGUAGACCAAACUGAUCAUGUGACCAUGCAUGCUGGGAAAUUGACUCUUUGUAAGCAAGUCAGAUAAUUUGACUCGUCUUUCAUAAUUCUUUUUGUUUUGAUUAACAAACCAGACAAAGUUUGUGAUA